Nanorana parkeri is the source of this 1441-nucleotide messenger RNA. It is a transcript of the gene POC1A, whose product is annotated as POC1 centriolar protein A. Bases 52 to 1428 code for a protein of 458 amino acids. The record is from RefSeq and is a predicted model, not a curated record. NCBI's taxonomy places the organism in Eukaryota, Metazoa, Chordata, Amphibia, Anura, Dicroglossidae. Gene Ontology annotation, biological process: cilium assembly. The transcript is spliced from 11 exons. Gene Ontology annotation, cellular component: ciliary basal body; centriole. Gene Ontology annotation, molecular function: protein binding.
CCGCGGCGGCACAUUUGGAUCGGCGGGGGAGACGCUGAGGGGAUAAGCACCAUGGAGCGGCCGGACGAUCCUUCCCUCGAGCGGCAUUUCAAGGGCCACAGGGACACCAUCACCAGCGUGGACUUCAAUCCCAACAUGAAGCAGUUAGCGAGCGGCUCAAUGGACUCCUGUGUGAUGGUCUGGAACAUGAAGCCUCAGAUGAGAGCGUACCGCUUCGUCGGCCACAAGGACGCCGUCAUGUCUGUCGAAUUCUCGCCCUCCGGGCACCUUCUUGCGUCGGCAUCCCGGGAUAAAACCGUACGGCUCUGGGUCCCCAGCAUAAAAGGAGAAUCUACCGUGUUUAAGGCUCACACCGGCACUGUGCGAAGCGUCAGCUUCUCUGGGGACGGGCAGUCUCUGGUCACCGCGUCCGAUGAUAAGACGGUGAAGGUGUGGACGCUUCACCGGCAGAAAUUCCUCUUCUCUUUGAACCAGCAUAUCAACUGGGUGCGCUGUGCCCGGUUCUCCCCGGACGGAAGGCUCAUUGUGUCCGCCAGCGAUGAUAAAACCAUAAAGCUCUGGGACAAAACCAGCAGAGAAUGUAUCCAUUCAUUCUGUGAGCAGGCCGGAUUUGUGAACUACGUGGACUUUCACCCCAGCGGGACCUCUGUGGCUGCAGCCGCAACUGAUAACACAGUGAAAGUUUGGGAUAUUCGAAUGAACAAACUCCUCCAACACUACCAAGUCCAUAGCGGGGUGGUGAACUCGCUCUCCUUCCACCCCUCCGGUAAUUAUCUCAUCACCUCUUCCAAUGACUCCACCCUGAAGAUCCUGGACUUGCUGGAAGGACGAUUACUGUACACACUGCAUGGACAUCAGGGCGCCGUGACUUGUGUCAGGUUUUCACGAGAAGGAGAUUUCUUCGCCUCCGGGGGAUCCGACGAACAAAUCAUGGUUUGGAAAACCAACUUCGACUCCACCAGCUACUCCGACCUCCUGAACCGCAAAGCGCGAGAUCCAACUCUGAAUGGCAUAGAGAGCAAGACAAGAUGUCCGCCCAAACGGACGCGCCCGCCAAUCCCCGAUCACCCAAUAUACGAGGUUAUCAGAGUUCAUGUGAUACAAAUGUUCUCCGCAGUGCUGUCGAUCUGCAGCCACUUCCUGUCUACAUGCACUCCACUGAUGACGGGUGAAUUUGAUGUGCUCGGUAACUUGGGGAAUGUAGAGAGAAGCCAAAGCCCCGGACCUCUGCCCAAUGUGCAGCGAGAGGAGAGAGACCUUCAGAACGUGGCCAACACUCUGGAGCACAUUGUGGGACAGCUGGAUAUCCUCACCCAGACGGUGGGAAUUCUUGAGCAGAGACUUUCCCUGACGGAGGACAAGCUGAGAGAAUGUAUAGAGCGGCAGGAGAGGGGGGGCCCCGCCCCCGUCCGCGGUACGCACAUGUGACAACCAUCGUUCU